Messenger RNA from Funneliformis geosporum, 306 nucleotides. Lineage: Eukaryota; Fungi; Glomeromycota; Glomeromycetes; Glomerales; Glomeraceae. The record is from the annotation of a GenBank genome assembly.
AUGACUAAAUUAUGCUUACUGGAAAUUGGCAACACCGAUAUUGAUAGCGGUUUGGAGUAUUUACCUAUUAGUCUUAGGGAAUUCGAUUGUAUGUCCGCGGAAAGAAAAGAAGCGAAAGUUAAUCUAAUUGCAGAAGAAUUGAGAAAACUAGGUGAAAUUGGAGAAAAUGAAAAAGAAAAAAAGGUUGGGGAAAUUACUGAGAAGCAGCGAGAUAAUUUAAAAGAACAGGUUCGACAAUUACAGAAAAAGUUAGAAGAUUUGCAAAUUAAAGAAAAUCGAAUUGAGAUUCUUCCUGAAAAUAGUUAA